Molecule: messenger RNA, 345 nt
Organism: Arctia plantaginis
Lineage: Eukaryota; Metazoa; Arthropoda; Insecta; Lepidoptera; Erebidae
Source: the annotation of a GenBank genome assembly
AUGCGCUGCUGGCUACCGGCCGCCGCGCUGUGGCGGCCGACGAGCACUUAUCAUCGAAGGUUUGAUGUGAGCGCGCCUCCUCGCUGCCGUGCGCGAAAAUCAGUCGCUAAUAUUAGCACGCGACGUCGCGCGCCUGACUGUGUACCACGUCGGCUGAACGCUCAGCGCUGCGCCGCGGUGGUUUUCCGGGCGAGGUCGCGCAGGGCGGGCGGCGCGCGCCGACGCGCCCCGGGCACCCUGCCUCUCAAUACAAUAUCUACCACCCACACAACAGGACGUUUCUUAGCUGAAAAUUUUAAUUCCAUUAAAAUUAUUAUAUUGUGUUCGGUGAAGUGCAGUAUCUGA